Molecule: messenger RNA, 1635 nt
Organism: Poecilia reticulata (guppy)
Lineage: Eukaryota; Metazoa; Chordata; Actinopteri; Cyprinodontiformes; Poeciliidae
Source: RefSeq, a predicted model, not a curated record
AGACAGGUCUUCACAUCAUGGCCUUUUUGGUAGCUUUCGGGUGAUUUCCACCUCAACUCUUCCGCAUUUUCCUGCCGCUCUCGGGCUGUGACGUGUCGUGCUGACGGCGGCCUCGGAGCUGGAGAAGCGGGGGGCUGUAGCAGGACACUGUCUGGCUUCAGACGUCCUGCUUCGUUUUUCAGCGGUGUUCCAGAAACUACCCCCUCACCCCUCCUUCUCUGCUCGUUCGCGGCCCGCCCAAAUCACACAAAAUUCCCGACUGAAUCCUGCCCGAGUCUGGGGGAACCAGGCGGCCUGGGAAGCCGUGGAGCGGACAGAGGCCAUCCCUGCAGCAUAAAUCUGCUCCUCAGUAACAAAUGCAGGACGAGGACAAUGGAUGAGGAUGUCACAAGGCUUGCAAUACAUGCUGAAGAGCCUAAAAUAAUAAUACACGGAUCGGAUGACGGUGGUGCCGGUGGGCAGGAGUUUGUUGUGGAGCUUCAAGAGACUGUCUUGGUAUCAGAAGGUGAGGGUGAAGAUAUGGCAGUUCACAGAUUUGCCCCAGAAGAGCUUGUCAUCCAGGAUGCAGUCGAAGACGUAGUUUCUGAGUAUGUGCAUGGAGAUGAAGAUGAAGAUGUUGCUGUAGAAACCUGUGUGAUGGCUCUAGAGGGCGAAGAGGAAGGCGUUGCCAUGGGAGACAUCCCGGAAGAUGGGCUGGACCCAGAGCAGCAGGAUGACGACCAAGAUGGCUGUGGAGAUUAUCUGAUGAUAUCCUUGGACGAAGCUGGAAAAAUGGUCUCUGAGGAUGGAACUGAGGUAACUGUGGAAGGGGCCGUGGAGGACCAAGAAGUGGAGAAGGACGAAGAUGGACAAGAGGUGAUAAAAGUGUACAUCUUCAAGGCGGAUUCAGGAGAGGACGACAUGGGAGAAUCUGUUGACAUCAGUGAUGGAGAUGCAGAGAGUGUCGCACUAACAGAGUCUACAGGCCAAACACUCAGAGAGAAGAUGGUUUACAUGUCUGUCGGGGAUUCUCAUCACAAUCAAGGAAAUCAUGGUGUAGAGGACAGCGAGGGCUGUGAAAACCGAAACGGCGCUGCCAGUGCACUGCUGCACAUCGAUGAAUCAGACGGUGUCGAUGAAAUCAAUAGACAACGCAACAAGAAUAAGAGACGAUCAGAACAUCGGCAGGUCCAGACAGCCAUCAUCAUUGGUCCAUAYGGCCAGCCGCUGACAGUUUAUCCUUGCAUGCUCUGUGGUAAAAAGUUCAAGUCGAGAGGUUUCCUAAAGCGACACACUAAGAAUCACCACCAGGAUGUUCUGACCCGCAAAAAGUACCAAUGUACAGACUGUGACUUCACCACCAACAAGAAAGCCAGCCUCCACAAUCACAUGGAGGUGCACGCACUGAGCAGCAAAGCCCCUUUCGAGUGCGAGAUGUGCGGUAAAGAGUUCCACCAGCAGGGGGCGCUGUUCUCCCACAGGCUGCAGCACCACCACCGGGAGCCCAAAGCCCAGCCACCUCCUCCACCCACUAAGAUGCACAAGUGCAAGUUUUGUGACUAUGAAACCGCUGAGCAGGGACUGCUCAAUCGACACUUGUUGGCCGUCCACAGCAAAAGCUUCCCUCACAUCUGUGUGGAAUGUGGGAAAGGUUAA